GCGCCGACGACGUGAGCAGCUCACGAACAUGUCUGCGAGCAACAAGAUCUUGCGAACGGCCAAUGCGCCCCGCGUGAGCCCUACCGAGCUCGAGCUCGAGAUCGGACAGGCUCUGUUGGACCUGCAGAACAGCGUCGCUGAUCUCAAGGUCGAGCUCGCACCUCUGCAAUUCUCUGCGGCCAGAGAGAUUGAGGUCAAGGGAGGCAAGAAGGCCAUCGUCAUCUUCGUGCCCGUCAACCAGCUCAAGGCGUUCCACACGAUCCAGUCUCGCUUGACCCGCGAGCUCGAGAAGAAGUUCUCUGACCGUGCAGUCCACUUCAUCGGCCAGCGCAAGAUGAUCAGAAAGCCGACCCGCAAGUCUCGCUCGAAGCAGCAAAGACCGCGAUCGCGCACGCUCAAGGACGUUCACGAAAAGAUCCUCGAGGAUCUAGUCUACCCUACCGAGAUCACGGGCAAGAGGACACGCCAAGCUACCGACGGCUCGAAGCUCAUCCGAGUUUUCCUCGACGCCAAGGAUGCCACCUCGCUCGAGUACAAGCUCGACUCGUUCUCGUCUGUCUACAACCGUCUGACGGGCAAGAACGUCGCCUUUGAGUUCCCUGCCGGUGAGGCAUAGACCUUGUUGGCGAAGAGAGAUGCAUUGUAUCAACCGUCUUGCAACUCAUGGCUGCCUGCCAAACGACGACGCUCUGCGGUCCAACGAGCGUGUGCAUCAUGACUAUCCUUUACAGCUUGAGGUCAGACGCGGGAGUCUAUUGACCCUUGCGAUCGGUGACGUUCUUCUUGGCUUGCUCUCUUCGAAGCAUGGCCAUCUGUUUCUUCUUGGCUUGCGCGUUGAAGAAGCAGCCGAGCACGAAGCUGACUGCGUUGAAGAAGGGCAC
This is a messenger RNA of Mixia osmundae IAM 14324, 881 nucleotides long. RefSeq lists its product as uncharacterized. Lineage: Eukaryota; Fungi; Basidiomycota; Mixiomycetes; Mixiales; Mixiaceae. The record is from RefSeq and is a predicted model, not a curated record. Gene Ontology annotation, molecular function: structural constituent of ribosome. Bases 29 to 616 code for a protein of 195 amino acids. Gene Ontology annotation, biological process: rRNA processing; translation; ribosomal small subunit biogenesis. The transcript has 3 exons. Gene Ontology annotation, cellular component: small-subunit processome; 90S preribosome; cytosolic small ribosomal subunit.